Acanthosepion pharaonis is the source of this 744-nucleotide messenger RNA. Lineage: Eukaryota; Metazoa; Mollusca; Cephalopoda; Sepiida; Sepiidae. The record is from the annotation of a GenBank genome assembly.
AUGCUAUCUAUCUAUCUAUCUAUCUAUCUAUCUAUCGUUGUUUGUUCAUAUCUAUCUAUGUCUGUUCCUAUCUAUCUAUCUAUCUAUCUAUCUAUCUGCCUGUCUGUCUGUAUGUCUGUCUGUCUCAGUUUGCCCAUGCCCAUCUAUUUAUCUCAGUCUAUCCAUGCCUAUCUAUCUAUUUAUCUAUCUCAGUUUGUUCAUGCCUGUCUAUUUAACUCUGCCCAUGCAUAUCUCAGUCUGCCCAUUCCUAUCUAUCUGUCUAUCUGUCUAUCUAUCUAUCUAUCUGUCUGUCUGUCUUUACCUAUCUAUCUCAGCCUGUCCAUGUCUAUCUAUCUAUCUAUAUAUCUAUAUAUCUAUCUAUCUCAGUCUGUCCAUGCAUGUAUGUCUAUCUAUCUAUCUAUCUAUCUAUCUCAGCCUGUCCAUAUCUAUCUACCUAUCUAUCUAUCUAUUUCAGCCUGUCCAUAUCUAUCUAUCUAUCUAUCUCAGUCUGUCCAUGCAUGUAUGCCUAUCUAUCUAUCUAUCAUAUCUAUCUAUCUAUCUAUCUCAUCUGUCCAUGCAUCUGCCCUGCCUCUAUUUCAUCCUACCUGUCCAUAUCUAUCUAUCUAUCUAUCUAUCUAUCUAUCUAUCUAUCUAUCUAUCUAUCUAUCUCAGUCUGCCCAUGCAUGUAUGUCUGCCUGUCUAUCUAUCUAUCUAUCUAUCUAUCUAUCUAUCUAUCUAUCUCAGUUUAUCUAUAUUUGCCCAUGA